AUGACUGAUUCAGGUGGAAUUCAAGAAGAGGCUGUUAGUAUUGGUAAAAGUGUUAUAUUGAUGAGAAUGACUACUGAAAGACCUGAAGGAAUCUAUCUCGGUACAAUCAAACAAAUCGGUGUUCUCUAUGAUGAAAUUGUCCAAGCAACUAAUUUGGAAUUGAUUAAUGUUAAGUCAAAAAAUCGAACAUUAAAAACCAAUAUUUUCGGUGAUGGACAAGCAUCGAAGAAAAUUGCAGCUAUCAUAGAUAAUUACUUUUAUCAGGGGCAUAGACCGAAUUCCAAAUGUACAACUAAAUUUCGUCAAGAUUCCAUUGCUCGAGCUGUCUACUCUAACUUGAAUGCGUCUAUUCGAACUCCACUGUCACAUACUUUAAGACGAAACAUAAUAAAUAAUCUUACGAAAGUUCGAUCUGCUCUAACCCUCAAUGAAUUACUCAAAAUACCUAGUCGGUACAACGUAUCACUGAAAACCGACCAGCAAUUUGCAAUCACAGCUGUCAUCGGAAUCUAUAGACGUGAAGGCUUAAUUCGGCGAUGGAUUGAAGCACUUCUUUUGCAAACACAUCCACCCAAAGAAAUAUGGAUUAUCUACUUUGCUUCACCGAUUCCACAUAAACUCAAUCUUGAAAUUCAAGAAACACGCUCAUUAUUUGCUAAUGGGUCAAAUCAUUGUAAUGAAUGGUGUACACAGAAAAAGUGUGACACAAGCAAUAAUAGUAGUAACGGUAUCCUAUCUAAUUGUAUCCAGCAAUGCUUAACUUUGUGCAAGCAACUACCUUCCAUGCUAUUUGUAGCCAUGGGAGAAAUGCAAUUGAAAUAUUUCGGAAGAUUUCAACUUUCACUUCAAUGUCAAACAAAAUAUGUCAUUGUUUUCGAUGAUGACUGUAUACCUCAGAUACGCUAUUUUGAAACUGCAUUGCAUACAAUUAAUACUGAACCAUAUCGAGGUAUACUGGGAACUAAAGGUACUCCCGCGUCAGAAAGCUAUUACUACGGUCCUGUAUCAAAAGCCAAUCAAAUAAUUGAAGCUGAUGUAGUUGGUGGCAGUUGGUUUAUGGAGAGUGAAUGGGUGAAACUGAUGUUCCAUGAUAAAAUGCAGUCAUGGAAUACAGGUGAAGAUUUUCAUUUAUGUGCGAAUGCACGAAAAUAUGCCAACAUAAGAAGUUUCGUCAUGCCUGUAGAUGCCAAUGAUAUUUCUACUCAUUCCUUCUCGAAUGAUUAUCUCUCCAUAAGUGAUCGAGGUGAUACUACUGGACGAGUAGCAGGAACUGCAUCAAGUAGAAGACACAUUGUAAAUCAAUUGUGGUUGCGGGGGGAUCGUUUGAUGGAUAGCUACAAAAAAUCGAGACCAGCAUUGCUAGUGUAUGCAGAGACAAACAAUGAUGCUUUGAUGCUAAUAGAAAAUGUACGAAAACAAAUGGCUAAACUUAGUGGUUCAAUUCAUUUUGUACUUCAAAUGUCUUAA
Rotaria socialis is the source of this 1467-nucleotide messenger RNA. Lineage: Eukaryota; Metazoa; Rotifera; Eurotatoria; Philodinida; Philodinidae. The record is from the annotation of a GenBank genome assembly.